Molecule: messenger RNA, 867 nt
Organism: Fonsecaea multimorphosa CBS 102226
Lineage: Eukaryota; Fungi; Ascomycota; Eurotiomycetes; Chaetothyriales; Herpotrichiellaceae
Exons: 3
Coding region: 1-867 (288 amino acids)
Cellular component (GO): plasma membrane
Molecular function (GO): acetate transmembrane transporter activity
Source: RefSeq, a predicted model, not a curated record
AUGGCUAAAUCCGCAGACUUGGAGAAGAACAGUAGGGAGUUGCCGCUGAACAACGGCGAGUCCGGCAUCUACGACCUCCAUCACGACCAUCACGACCCUGACCACGCGCUGAACACCAUCCGCACCGCGGGUAGCGUUUCAAUCAGCGCUGAACUGUUUGAGAAGAUCUACUUGACACCCAAAAACCGCGUGUCAAACAAUAUCCGCUCGACGUUCGGGAAUCCCACGCCUCUCUGCCUCGUCGGCUUCUUGUUGUGUGUCACUCCUUUGUCCAACGUGCUGAUGGGGUGGAGGGGCGCGGGAGGAUUAGGCGCUGCUGAAGUUGGAGCAUACUACUUCUUUGGCGGCCUUCUCAUGGUUAUCGGUUGUGUGUUUGAACUGAUCUUGGGCAACACAUUCCCUUGCGUCGUAUUUGCCUCGUUUGGCGCCUUCUGGCUCACAUUUGCUGCGACCUUGACCCCCUUCUACAACGCCUCGAUCGCCUAUCAACCCAACGACCCGGCCAGCUCGUCGUCCAAUCCUGUUUUCACGGCCACCUUUGGCUACUUUCACCUCUACAUGGGUCUUCUCUGUCUGGUCUAUCUGAUCUGCUCGCUCAGGACCAAUAUCAUCUUCCUUUCCAUCUUUGCCACCCUCGUUCCGGCCUUCGGCUGCUUGACUGGUUAUUUCUGGAAAGCCUCGCAAGGCAUCGACGCCACCAAUCUCGUGGUUGCCGCCGGGGCCAUCACCUUUGUCACCAGUCUCCUUGGUUGGUACUUGCUCGUGGUCCAGCUAUUGCUGUCGGUGGACUUUCCACUCACACUGCCCGUGGGCGACCUCAGUCAUUUGAUCCGCGGUGCGGGGGAUAUGAACAAGAAGACAUUAUGA